AUGGUGGACCUCACGCAACACCCCGUAAAGGCCGUCUAUGGGCUGGGCGCCCUGGGCUUCGAGCUCGUGCGCUUCCCUAUCAUCCUCAUCAAGUUCCUCGUUCUCGGUCGCCAGCAUCCUAGCUGGACUCUUCGACAGGCUAUCACCGUGCAUGCCUUCUUCUCUGGUCUAUGGCACGUGUCAAAGGUGCAGGUUCCUACGCCGCUACCCCUGACACCGGAGCAAGAGAAGGAGCGCUUCGUAGUCAUCAAGCCGGCGAAGAACGAUGCAUACAAGGGGCCAUUGAGAAGCAAUAAGGAUGUUGUGCCUGUGGAAAUCGGGGCGACGUGGUUUCCUGCGCCAUUGACUACGGGCAGUGAUAAGAACACCAAGGUCGUUCUUCACAUACACGGCGGAGCUUUCGUCACUGGAGAUGGAAGAACAGCAGCCAGUGGCCCAAUGGCCAAGAAACUCCUCAAACACACACCAGCCACGCACGUAUUCUGCCCGCAAUACCGUCUCUCCACCCUGCCCGUCUCGAAGACGUCGAACCCGUUCCCCGCCGCCCUCCAAGACAGCCUGACAUCAUACCUAUACCUGCUGAACGAGCUCAAUAUCUCCCCGAAGAACAUUGUCCUCUCUGGAGACUCAGCAGGCGGCAACCUCGCCAUCGCGCUCCUCCGCUACAUCACCGACUACGGCUCCGAACUCGGUCUACCCGCCCCCUCCUCCGCGCUCCUCUGGUCACCGUGGACUAACCCCGCCGAUACCUCCGGCUCCUACGUCCAUGACAACCGCAACUACGCUACAGACUACAUCUCCCCACCUUUCACGGCGUGGGGCACAACCGCGUAUGCGGGCGAGGGUGGGGACAAGGUGCUGUCGCAGCCUUAUGUGUCGCAGAAGAACCGGACGUUCAAGACUGAGGUGCCCAUGUUUGUGAACACGGGCAGCGGAGAGGUGCUAUACUUUGAUAUCGUGGAGUGGGCGGAGAAGAUGAAGGAGGCGGGUAAUGAUCUUCAGUUGGAUAUUGAAGAGAAUGUACCACAUGACAUCCUUCUGCUGGGCCAUCUCCUAGGGUUUAAUCAGGAGGCUGGGAAUAUGGCUAAGCGGGCGGGCGAGUGGUUGAGGGGGAGAGUAUAG
Messenger RNA from Alternaria ethzedia, 1122 nucleotides. RefSeq lists its product as uncharacterized. The record is from RefSeq and is a predicted model, not a curated record. Bases 1 to 1122 code for a protein of 373 amino acids. The transcript has 2 exons. Lineage: Eukaryota; Fungi; Ascomycota; Dothideomycetes; Pleosporales; Pleosporaceae. Gene Ontology annotation, molecular function: hydrolase activity.